AGUGCACCCCAACACACAACAACAUCUCCAAAUGACAUAACAAUAAAAACUAAAAACAACAUUGCCACACACACAUGUCCAAAUUUAGAGCAGAACACAAACACUGACAUAACACAGAGAGAGGACCAAGAACCCAAACCCAAAAGACGGAAACAUGAAAUCAUAGACACACAACAAAGAGAGAGGGAGACAGCAGAACACCAAGAACAGCUGAAAAAUAAAAAAAACUCAGGAGAGAAACAAAGAAGAGCACAUAAAACCAUGGAGGAGAAAAAAAAAGAACAUCAAAGAAAUGUUCAAAGACGAAGAGAAAAGAGAGCAAGCCAGACUCCAGAGGAGCAACAAUUACAACGCAAACAAGACGCAGACAGAAAAAAAAAACAGAGGAAAGAAAUAAAAACCCCAAGCCAACAUAAACAACAACAACAACAACUGAUAUGUGCAGCAAUAAACACAACAAAACCAAUAAACAACACAGCAAACAUCCCGGAAGACAACAUCCAACCACACACAUGUGGACAUUUAGACCAGAGAUGUGAAUUCUGCAAUGCAAAACAUUUCAAAGGAGAAAGACCCACAGACCGGAAAUUCACACAGUGCUGCUCAAAGGGAAAAGUGACCCUUGCCCCUAUUAAAACCGACCCGCUCAUCCAGCACCUGAUGACGGGACAACAUGAAAACAGCAAGAACUUCAUGGAGAAUGUCCGAUCUAUAAACAGUGCACUAGCAUUUGCCUCCAUGGGAGCAAACAUAGUGCCACCACCAGGCCACGGGCCGUACUGCUUCCGAAUACACGGCACAAUUUGCCACCGAGCAGGCACACUGCACCCACAGCAGGGCCAAGACAGACAAUAUGCGCAACUAUACAUCUUAGACCCCACAGAGGCCGCAGAAAGAAGAUUACAUAAUAAAUCCAACACAAAAAUCAACCCACAACUUAUGCAAGCUCUAAGUACACAUUUUGCAAAAAACAAUCCCUUUGCUGAGGCUUGCAAGAUGCUACACCAAGUAGAAACAGAGUGCCAAGAGGACGCAGAACAGACAGGCGAAGCACUUAGGGAAGUAACCAUGACCAUAGUCCAAGACCGAGAAAAUGACCAAAGACGUUACAAUGCACCCCAGCAUAAUGAGGUCGCAUUUAUAUUCAAAAACAAUGACGGAGAGCCACCACUGGAAAGAGACCUACUAAUUCACUGUAAACCUAGAGCAGGCAACCCAGACCAUAACAUUACACAAAGAAUAAGUGUCCUCGAUCCCAACCUAGAACCCAUGGUAUACCCAUUACUAUUCCCCAAUGGAGAACAAAGCUGGGGGAUAGACAUACCUUUACAACUGAGGCCACAAGCCUUAAAGAAUUUAUCAAAGCAACCAUGUUCACCGAGAGUACGAGUCACCCAGAUGCAGUACUAUGGCCACCGUUUAUCCAUCAGAGACAACUUUAACGCCUUUCUAAAUGCAGGCCGCCUAACGCAGCAAUACAUGGUUGAUGCAUAUGUAAAAACAGAGGCCAAUAGACUCAAUUUCAUCCGACACAAUCAACCAAAAUUGCGAGUUGAAAAAUACUCAGGAUUGAUGGACCACUUAAACGAAACAGCCAAUACAACAGGCCAACUCCCAGGAAAGACAUUUAUUUUGCCGUCCUCAUUUGCAGGUAGCCCCAGAAAUAUGCUACAGAACUAUCAGGAUGCCAUGGCUAUUGUCAGAAAAUACGGAAAACCAGACCUCUUCAUUACAAUGACAUGCAACCCAAAGUGGAAUGAAAUAGAAGACAACCUAGAACAGGGCCAAAAUGCUGCAGCAAGACCAGAUAUAGUGGCAAGAGUCUUUCACCUGAAACUUAGAUCCCUAAUUGAAGACAUCUGCAAAAACCAUAUAUUUGGCCCACCAACAGCCAUUGUAUAUGUCAUAGAGUUCCAAAAAAGAGGCUUGCCACAUGCCCACAUAUUGCUCAUCCUAACUGAACACUAUAAGCCAAAGACUGAAACAUCCAUCGAUAACAUAGUAUCUGCAGAAAUCCCGAACAUUGAAACAACACCACGUCUGCAUGCAAUAGUAACAAAGCAUAUGAUCCACGGUCCAUGUGGUACUCACAAUCGACAUUCACCAUGUAUGUUGAAUGAAAAAUGUACAAAAGAAUUCCCAAAAGAGUACCAAGACCAGACUAUUGCAAACAUCAAUGGAUACCCCAAAUACAGAAGAAGAAACUCUGGAAACAGCAAAACACAGAGAGGAAAACCAAUAGAUAACAGAUGGGUUGUGCCCUAUAAUCCAUUUCUGACCCUAAGGUAUAACUGCCACAUCAAUGUCGAAGUCUGCGCAUCAGUCAGAAGUGUCAAAUACCUAUUCAAAUAUGUAUACAAAGGCCAUGAUUGCGCAAAAGUGGAAAUCCUAGAACCAGACACUUUGAACCAUGAUGAGAUCACAACCUACAUGGAUGCAAGGUAUGUCAGCGCGCCAGAGGCAGCAUGGCGACUAAAUGGAUUCGAGAUGCAUUACCAAUCCCAUACAGUACAAAGACUGCCAGUGCAUCUCCCAGACGAACAAGCAGUAAUUUUCAACCCAGAAGACAUUGGCGCAGCAACCGACAGAGCAGCAAGCCGUGAAACACAACUGACAGCAUGGUUCAAAUUAAACCAGCAAGAUGAGAAGGCAAGACACAUAUUGUACACAGACAUCCUAGUAUAUUAUGUCUUUGACAAAGCAAACAGCACAUGGAAAAUUAGACAGCGUGGGGCAGAAAAAAUGAUUGGCAGAAUGUAUUCUGCAAAUUUACAAACAGACCAGGAGCGCUAUUGCCUGCGCCUCCUACUGCUGCAUGUGUCAGGAGCAACAUCCUAUGGAAACCUCAGAAGCGUGGAUGGAAAAGAAUACCCAACUUUCCAAGAAGCAGCAAAAGCAAGAGGACUCAUAAACGAUGAAACAGUGUGGGACAGCACACUUGAAGACGCAGCACAGUACAACAUGCCCACGCAAAUCAGAGAACUCUUCGCCUACAUCUGUGUCUUUGCAUCCCUCCAAAACAUGCAGGAGCUAUUUACAAAAUAUGAAGACUACCUCAUCGAGGAUUAUGCCCAUAAACAUCUACAACACAAUAAAGAAUGCACAGUCUGCCGUGACCUCGCCCUGCAGGAAAUUGGAAAAAUUUUAACACUCCAUGGAAAGAGAUGCACAGACUACGGCCUGACAUACAACAAGCAUAAUACCGAGCACCUUACAGAAACAUACGACCAAGCCUAUGAAAACCAAACAGCAAAACAUAUGUCAACAACCUUCAAUGAUGACCAAAGAGCAGCCAUGGAAGAAAUUUUAACAGCUAGCCAAAACAAUGAGCUUGAACACCGCUGCUUUUUUUUGGAUGGACCAGGAGGCAGUGGAAAGACAUACUUAUACAAAACCAUCCUCAACACAAUUCGUGGCCAGAAUGAACUCGCGCUCCCUGUAGCCUCCACAGGGAUAGCAGCCAACCUUCUACAAGGAGGCAGAACAUAUCACUCACAAUUCAAACUGCCAGUACCAAUACUGGAAAACUCCGUGUCUAACAUGCGCCUCAAUUCCCAAGAUGCAAACAACAUCAAAAAAGCCAGAAUAAUCAUUUGGGAUGAGUCAACGAUGGCACCCACUCAAGCAAUAACAACAGUAGACAAACUGAUGAAGGAAAUCAUGGAGAACAACAAACCCAUGGGUGGUAAGCUUUUUUUACUUGGAGGAGAUUUCCGACAGACACUUCCCGUAGUACCGCAUGGGACCCAAACCCAUAUUGUAGAGGCCUGCAUAAAAAACAAUACACUGUGGAACACAUUCAAGAUCCUGAGACUUCACAACAAUAUAAGAUCAAAAGACCCAGAAUUCAGUAAGUGGCUAAUCACAGUAGGCAACGGAGAGACACCACACAUUGAGGGAUUACAAGAAAACAUCAUUGAGAUCCCAUCAAGCAUCAUAUGCAGAACAGAUAUCGUGAAAGAAAUUUUCGGAGAAAAAAUACAAGUGCGGAACAUCCACGACAUAGCAAAAAGAUCCAUCCUUUGCCCAAAAAACAGUGAUGUAGACAGCAUCAACGACCAGGUGCUCCGCAUAUUAGAGGGUGAACCAAUAACUUAUCUCAGCUCAGACUCCAUAGAUGACACCACUGAGGAAGAUGCCAAAAACUACCCAGCAGAAUUCCUACAUGACCAAACACCCGCAGGAAUGCCAAAACAUACACUCACCCUAAAAGAAGGCGCAAUCAUAAUGCUUCUAAGAAACCUGAACACAAAAAAAAGGCUUAUGCAAUGGAACCCGCCUGAUUGUCACACACCUGGAAAAAAGUAUCAUACUAGCAGAAGUAAUUACAGGAUCAGCACAGGGAGACAUGGUCUUCAUCCCAAGAAUAGAUUUGGCACCAACAUGCACGGACCUGCCAUUCACCUUAAGAAGACGACAAUACCCAGUGAAAUUAGCAUUCGCAAUGACAAUCAACAAGUCACAAGGACAAACCCUGGAAAAGGUCGGAAUCUAUCUGCCUGA
Hemicordylus capensis (graceful crag lizard) is the source of this 4503-nucleotide messenger RNA. RefSeq lists its product as uncharacterized. Gene Ontology annotation, biological process: DNA repair; telomere maintenance. Bases 262 to 4503 code for a protein of 1413 amino acids. The transcript has a single exon. Gene Ontology annotation, molecular function: DNA helicase activity. NCBI's taxonomy places the organism in Eukaryota, Metazoa, Chordata, Lepidosauria, Squamata, Cordylidae. The record is from RefSeq and is a predicted model, not a curated record.